Pipistrellus kuhlii (Kuhl's pipistrelle) is the source of this 788-nucleotide messenger RNA. It is a transcript of the gene TXNL4A, whose product is annotated as thioredoxin like 4A. The record is from RefSeq and is a predicted model, not a curated record. NCBI's taxonomy places the organism in Eukaryota, Metazoa, Chordata, Mammalia, Chiroptera, Vespertilionidae. Gene Ontology annotation, biological process: mRNA splicing, via spliceosome. Bases 168 to 596 code for a protein of 142 amino acids. The transcript is spliced from 4 exons. Gene Ontology annotation, cellular component: spliceosomal complex; U4/U6 x U5 tri-snRNP complex; U5 snRNP.
CCAGGCCCCACCCCGGCAAGGACGCAUGCGCGCACGGCCGACGCACGCACGCACGCACGCACGGCGGGCACGCGCACGCGCACGCACACGUCAGUGCGUUUGUAAGCCGAGGGCGGUCGCAGCGCUGAAAGUCGGGUGUUCGAGAAGAGGCCGCUGGAGUCGCCAACAUGUCGUAUAUGCUCCCGCACUUGCACAAUGGCUGGCAGGUGGACCAGGCCAUCCUUUCGGAGGAAGACCGAGUGGUCGUUAUUCGCUUCGGGCACGAUUGGGACCCUACGUGCAUGAAAAUGGACGAGGUUCUGUACUGCAUCGCGGAGAAGGUUAAAAAUUUUGCGGUUAAUUAUCUUGUGGAUAUUACAGAAGUACCUGACUUCAACAAGAUGUAUGAGUUAUAUGAUCCUUGUACUGUGAUGUUUUUCUUCAGGAACAAGCACAUCAUGAUUGACCUGGGCACUGGCAACAACAACAAGAUCAACUGGGCCAUGGAGGACAAGCAGGAGAUGAUUGACAUCCUUGAGACCGUGUACCGGGGCGCUCGCAAAGGCCGAGGCCUGGUUGUGUCCCCGAAGGACUACUCCACCAAAUACCGAUACUGAGUGCCUGUCCCAGGUUGGGGUUUGCCCAGGGAGUUCCUUUCACGUGGAGACGCUGUGGAUGCUGAAGCCUUUGAGGAGGAGUCGGGAGGGACAGGAGGGCUGCACAGCUUCAAGCUGGAGUUGGCCUGGCUUCUGUACUUUCAUAUUCGCAAAUACCUGUAAAUAUCUCGCUGAAUUAAACAAAUACACAAU